Hibiscus syriacus is the source of this 1208-nucleotide messenger RNA. RefSeq names its product E3 ubiquitin-protein ligase SINA-like 10. Gene Ontology annotation, molecular function: zinc ion binding. The record is from RefSeq and is a predicted model, not a curated record. The coding region runs from base 61 to 1095 and encodes 344 amino acids. The transcript is spliced from 2 exons. Lineage: Eukaryota; Viridiplantae; Streptophyta; Magnoliopsida; Malvales; Malvaceae.
AGGAAACGAGUCAUAAACGUAAAAUAAAAGACGUAUAGGGCAAAAGGGAAGUAGAAGAGAAUGGUAAAGUUCUCCGUGGGGAUCGAAGAAGACGGAGAAGGGCCAAGCAAUCGAGUCCCUAAGCGUCAGAUGGCUGAGCGUGUUUUUGAUAUCGGAGGCUCAGGACAAGAAGAAUCCGAAGAAGACGAAGAAUCGGGAGGGGAGGAAGCAUCCGAAAGAGAAGAAGAAGCAUCCGAAGGAGCAGAAGAAUCUGAAGGAGAAGAACAAUUGGAGGAGACUGGAGCUGAGCAAGGAGAAAUGAGCUCUCAGACUGCUCAAGAUGGAUCUAUUUCAAUUACGUUAGCUGACCCUGAAGUUCUUGAUUGUUCUAUCUGCUACGAGGCCUUGAGUAUCCCUGUUUUUCAGUGUGAGAAUGGGCAUAUAGCUUGCUCUACUUGUUGCAUCAAAAUAAGAAAUAGAUGUCCAUCCUGUUCGACUCCGAUUGGCUAUAGUCGCUGCAGGGCGAUUGAGAAGGUUUUGGAAUCUGUCAAAGUGUCAUGCCAAAACACAAAGUACGGGUGCAAAGAAGCAUUCAGUUAUAGCCUGAAGCAGAAACAUGAAAAGGCAUGUCCAUUUGUGGCAUGUUCAUGCCCCCUUCCCAAGUGCUACUUUGAGGGUUCAUCAGAGGAUUUAAGUGCACACUUUGGUAAUGUACACAAGUAUUCUGCAACAUGUUUCCUUUAUGAUCGUUUAACACCCAUCACCUUUGGAGUUUCUGAAAAGUCACUUAUUCUUCGAGAGGAGAGUGACGGUUCUUUAUUCAUUCUCCACAAUAAGGUUGAGACUUUGGGGAAUGUAAUCACAUUGAGCCGGAUUGGACCCUUAACCGAGAGAGGUUUCUUCUAUGAAUUAAUUGUGAAAUCUCAUGCUGAUGCAAGUACUCUUAGGUUACAAUCCUUCACAAAGAGCACUCCGAAACGGGUCAAUAACCCACAGUCAUUAGGGUUUCUCCUGGUUCCAAGUCGAUUCUCUAGUAGUUUCCGGCAGAUCAAGAUGGACCUCCGGGUGUGGUGUUCCGAUCGGAUUUCCUGCCAUCAGAGGCCUAGCGGUGCAUAGUUCUUGUAACUCUUGGUGCAUAAACUAAUGAACUCCAGUUGUAGCGAUUGUUAUUUAAGCCAUGCAAGGUUUAUAUAUGUAUGAAUUUCAUAACGAAGAUUGAUUCAUGAAUA